ACUCUGUCACAAACAUUUAAUGGUGUUUUUUGGCAACUCUAUUAAUUUACCCUUCCAUUUCCUUUCUCUUCCUCCAUCUCUUCUUACUCUCAUUUAUUGCUUUUGCUUGUCCUUUCUCUUUCCUUCUCUACUUUCUCUUUCUUAUUCAAUGCUAUUUCCCCUCCUUUUUGAUUUCUUUCUUUUUUCAAAAAAAAAAAAAUCUCUGUUUUUCUCCUGCUUUCUCCUCUGUUCUUUUUCUCUCUCUCAAAAUCAUUUCCUUGUGCAUUCAAUUCUUAUUACCCCGAAAUUUUUAUAUGAAUAUAUUAUAAUAAAUAUUUAAAUUUUCUGUGAUGAUUUAAAUGAUGUAAUAUCGUAAUAGCAAAUAGUAUCAUUAAAUGCAAGAGGGUUUCUCUGUUUUUGUUUGCAGAAAACAGAGUAUCAGCUUGAAACUGGCUGAUCGUACAAUUUCUCUCUCUUACACUUACAAUUAUUUCUUCGAAUUCCCAAGAUAGAUAUUGCCCACCUCCACUUUUCCCUAUUUUUCUUUAUAUAUACCUUUAAUUUAUCUCUUUGCCAAUUUAUAUCUCAACUUUUUCUGGGAUUUUCUUGCUUUUUCAGACCAAAUCAAAACUGGGUUUUUCUUCUUUUAUUGAGAUUUGAAUGGAAAUAUUUCAACUUUAACUUCAAAUUUAAAGUUUAUGUCUCUUUUUCUUCACUUAAGUUUGAAGCUUUUCAUUGCAAGAGACCUCAAUUCCAAGUCUAUAUCUUUAUUUUGGGUGAAAUGAAAGAUGGGUUUUGUUUGUUUUGUUGAAAAUUUCAUUUUUAAUAAAAUGUUUCAAGUUUGAUGAUUGAUAGUUUUGUGAUUCAUGUUACAAAAUUCAAUUCAAAUUUAUUUUUUUGGGUAAAAUGAUUGAUGGAUCUUUUUAUUGUAAGAAUAUUAUGUAUUUGAAUGAAAAUUUUAAACUAAAGUCCUAAGUAGUGUUGUUUUCUUUGUUAGAGACUUAAUUCAUAUCUUUUUUUUUUUUUUUUUUUUGAUUUGGUGGAGAAAAAUUGAAAAAGAAUGGGAAGAUCUCCUUGUUGUGACAAGGUAGGAUUGAAGAAAGGGCCAUGGACUUCUGAAGAAGAUGAACUUCUUGUUAAGUAUAUCAACCAACAUGGCCAUGGAAAUUGGCGCUCUCUUCCCAAGAAUGCAGGUCUUCUUCGGUGUGGAAAGAGUUGUCGCCUUCGUUGGACAAAUUAUCUUAGGCCGGACAUUAAACGCUGUCCAUUUACUCUUGAUGAAGAGAAACUUGUCAUUCAGCUACAUGCCAUUCUAGGCAACAGGUGGGCUGCUAUAGCCGCACAACUACCAGGAAGAACCGACAAUGAGAUCAAGAACUUAUGGAACACCCACUUGAAAAAACGGCUUAUAAGCAUGGGCAUCGAUCCUCAAACACACGAACCAUCAAAACCAAUCACAAACCCUCCGGCCUCCCCUUCUACACGCCAUAUGACCCAAUGGGAGAGUGCCCGUCUAGAAGCUGAGGCUCGGCUCUCAACCGAGUCCUUAUUGAGUCACGCACACUCAUCAGUGAUCCUUGAUUCUGACCACUUCCUCCGACUUUGGAACUCUGAAGUCGGAGAAUCAUUUCGAAAAAACAAAAAAAAAGAAAAGAUUGUAUGUCAAAGCCCGAUUUCUCAAGCAUCAACUUCAACUACAAAAUUCGCCUCUACUUCUGGUCUAACAGUGGAAAACCGAGAUGACGAGAGUAUCUGCAAGACCAUAAUCAAAUCCGAAAGUGUUGAUGCAAAUACAAAAUCAGAUUCCUCGAGCUCCAACGAAGUGGAAUAUACAACCGAGUCAGCAUUACAACUACUCUUGGAUUUCCCCGGAAGCAAUGAUAUGAGCUUCUUGCAAGACCCGAUUCAGGAGUUUUCCUCCAUCUUCCAAUCUGUCAUGAGUCAACAAUUGAAUCUCAUCUGAUAUAUCGCGUGUUUUAUGAACUUUUACUGCGGAUUUCCGGGCAAUUUACAUCAAUUUCAGCAGUACAAUAUGGGUUAAUUAGCUAGUAUAGUUGUAGCAUUAUAUUAGUCCUAUUUUUCCAAUCUAUUAAUACAUGUUUUGGUCAGAUCAUGUUUGAUAGGAUGUCUCCUUGAUAGUCUACAUUGAGAGGUUCAUGUUCCCAGAUCUAUUUACUGAUGUCCUGAUUUUGGGAAUUGUAUUGUUGUCUCUUGAAUCAUUGACCAGCUUGAUUGGAAUAUAUGUAUGUAAAUUGUUGAAUUUUUAAUUUAUUGUCCCACCCUUUUCUUUAUCCAUUAAUUAUGGUAGAUGGGAACA
This is a messenger RNA of Amaranthus tricolor (Joseph's coat), 2296 nucleotides long. RefSeq names its product transcription factor MYB17. The coding region runs from base 1040 to 1942 and encodes 300 amino acids. Lineage: Eukaryota; Viridiplantae; Streptophyta; Magnoliopsida; Caryophyllales; Amaranthaceae. The record is from RefSeq and is a predicted model, not a curated record. The transcript has 3 exons.